CUGGCUUCAUUCCGUGGUGGACGCGCUGCUCGGCCGGCCACAGGCGUGUACUCAGCCAUCCAUAUACAGAAAAAUGCCUCUCGUGUCACCAUCCGUCCAGCAGACAUGCAUUGCAUGUGUACAUCUGCGCGGCACUGUGCGAACAGGCCGCCCUCUCUCCUCCAUUCCCAGACCGUCGACACACAUCCAUCCAUCCAUCUCCCCUGGCUCACACACACACACACACACACACACACAACGAAAUGCCUCUCUCUCUCUCUCGGCAUUGCUCAGCAGCAGCAAGAAAUACUCUCUCAGACAGAUGAGCACACCAGACAGCACCCAGACACACACACAUCCAUCCCUGCCUGUCAGUGUGGUCAUCGUCAUCAGAUGAUGUUGAGCUCCCGAAAUCUCUCGAGGAAGUAUAGCCCCUUUGCGUCGUCCUUGUAUCUCGCCUUGACGGCGUCAUAGCCGUUCUGCGCCACAUCCUUCAGCAAGCUACGCAGGGUGGGGUCCUGAACAGAAUGAACAAAAAGGGACAUACACACACGCACACACACACACACACACACAGCCACGGAUGUUUGUGCGUAUGGGUGGCAGGUCUUUGCGGCCGGCCGCUUACCUGUAGAGAUUUCGCUAGGAACUUUUGUCCCGCCGAGUCGCCCACUGUCCUGUCGACGAAUUUCUUCAAAUCGGCGUCGGUCUCCUUGGCAAUAAGCUCCUCGGGGCUGGGGGUGGGCGAGGGCUUCUCGCCCUCCUCUCGCACAUUGAUCUGCUCCCUUUGUUGCUGCUGGUCGCCCCCCUCCUCUGUGAAGAUGUUGAUCUGCCGGCCGCCCGGCUGCUGCAUGCCGCCCAUUGGGCCGCCCCGCACGAUGCCGCCACUGAGGGAGCCGAACGGCCACGAAUCGCCGAAAAACUCCUGAUGUGAUAGAAACAAAGGGAGAGAUGGGUGUGUGUUGGUGGCUGGCGUGUCAUUGGCUGUGUGGUUGGGAACCUCGAAUAUUCUGUCGAAUGGUGAGUCGAAGAGGGAGACGAGACCGGAGCUGUCAGAGUCUGACAUGCACACACACACACACACACACACAUGUCAUGAGCCGCGUGUGGGUGUCCAUGUGUCCUUUUGUGGCUUGCUUACAUCCCAUUGGGGACUCUUGAACGACGUCGGGCUGACCACACACACACAAUACAGCAGACACACACGAUCAUCCAUCCAUCCAUCCAUCCGUGAAUUCUCAGUGGACGGCUUUUACCCGUCUCCUUUGUGGUUGUCCCUUUGGUUUGCCGAAGACCCUUGCGUAGGCCAGCCGGUUGAUGAGCUCCCGCUCGACGGUGCAGUCCUGAUAAUCCACCUGGCGGACACCACAGCACACAGACAGACAGCAGCAGAGUGUGGGGUCGUUCCAUCCCUCCCUCCCUCCAUCCCUCCCUCUGUCUCUGUGUACCCCUCUUUCGUCGAGCUCUCGCUUGUACUCCUCAAGCUUCAGUGGCUGAGGGAUGGAUGCGUGGAUGACACAACACACCGGACGGCAGUGAAGGUGUACAUGUGUCGUGUGUGUGUGUGUGUGUGUGGUGACCUUGUCUGCUUCCGGCACUUUGUCGAACUCAAGCUGACGAGAGCACACGAAGGGAGGCGGGAUGAAUGCGUCAGAGUGUGUGGCCGGAUUUGCCUGACUGAUGGCCCGCCUCGCCUCGCCUCGCCCACCUUGAUUCUCCUGGCCUCGUCUGAGUAGUUGGUGAUGCUCAUCGUCCCCUCGUUCUUCGACCUGUGUGCACACACACACACAAAUGGAUGGAUGGAUGGAUUGCCUGUGUCCUCGUUCGUUCUUACUUUUUCCUCUCCCCGGUUGGUUUGCCCUGUAAUGACACCUCAUACCUAGCGUACUCACGUAUCAACUCUACACACACACAUACACACACACACACACAAAGACAGAGGGAGAGUGAGGCGGCCAUGUGAGCCGGUUCAGUGUGCGCUGCCCACGCACCAGAUGCCUUAGUGAACUGUUUGUCCAUUCCGCUCUCCGCCAGUUUGGUGGCCAUGCUCUCAAUCAUGGCGCGCUUCCCCCGCUCGUCAAGAGACCGGAACUGGCCAGACCACAGACAGACAGACAGCACACAAGACACAUGAACACAUGUGCAUGAGUGCAGCCCGUCAGUGCAGGUGUGUCUGUGUCUGUGCGUACCUCGUUUGUCAGCCGCUCCACGGCUGCGUUCAUGCGUUCCGCUGUGGGGUCCUGCAAUAAAUACACAGAUGAAGAUAUGCAUCAGCCAACGAGGGCUCCCCUGAUCUCAUGUGAGUGCAAUGCUUACUGGGGGCGCCUUCUCCUCCUGCUCCUUCUUGACCACCGCAGCCCCACGCACACGCGUCUGACCAAAGCAGCUCACACACACCACACACGUGCACAUGGAUAGGCCAUGUUGUCGUGUCAUCGCUACCUCAGCGACUCUCCGUAUGAGUUCGUCGGUGCUCCUGCAGUCCUUGUAGGAGACCCCCGCUGUCUUGAGCUCAUCCUGCAGCUCCGAGAACUUGACGGCCCGCUGAGCGAGCUUCUGCUGCAUAGACUGGAACUCCACCUGGAUGCGCUCCCUGAUUGACGAAUUGGCCAACACAUUGCAUAUAUACGACGUUUUUGUGGCCGGUGGGUUGUGCGACUGCUCACUUGGUUUCGGCGUCUUGUUGUGCGGCUGCCGUGUCAGCCGCCUUGGUGUCCAUGUCAGCUGUGGAGGUGGAGAUCGAUGACACUGAGAUCGGCACAUCUGGAAAGAAAACCGACAUUGCAGUGACAGUGACAGUGACGGCGGCGGUUUCUCCUCCUGCCUUGUGUGUCACCUUUCUUUUUCUCGGCGAUUGGUGCUCUCAGCAGCGACAGUGUCUGGUCCUCAAAGUUCAGCAGCAGCCGACCAGCCUGCACACACAGGCGCAAUGACGUGUGUUGUGGCAUCUCGGCUCGUUAGUCCAUUCUUACGCCCAGCACAUCCAGGCCGAGCAGCAUCGCAGGUUUGUCCGCCAAGCCAGCACGAGCAAACCAGGGGAAAUCAGCCACAUUCAGCUUCACAUCCUGCAACACAGCAGACAAACAAAGGACAGAGAAGAAAGCAAUCCGUGUCACCAUCCUCCUCGCCAUUCCUCCCCCCUCCCCUAGAUCACCCACCCUCUUGAAGGCCUUGAGCGCCCCGUCGGUGCCCUUGACGCCACACAGCGGAAAGGCCGCCCUGUCGACCUCAAUCGGUGCCCCGUCAAUGCCGGUGGCCUUCAUAACGCCCCGCUGCACGCCCUCGGCCUCCCUGUCGAUGCCCACACUCCUCGCCGCAGGCCAGUUGACGAUCGAGUAGGUUGAGCCGAGGUCCAACACGGCCGUGACGGGCGCUUCCUGCUCUGACAGGGCACCGUCGAUGGCGAGGAGGGGCCCGGGGAGGGAGCUGACGGGCGUGGCGAUGAGGGAGAGGUCCUUGCGAUCGGCCGCUGCCUCUUGCAGGGCAGCCUGUCAGUGAAUGAAUGAGUGAAGGGGGCAAGGCAGAUGUGGCCUCUGGUGUCGUGUCGUGGUGUGGCGUGGGUCAGUGGUUACCUUUGCGGCAGCGGCCUGUCCCUUGGGGUAGAGCUUGAUCUUCCCCUCCAGAAAGUCCACAUCAAUGGCUCCGAACUGCGAUAGGAAAUCCAAACCCAAUAAACCUGCACACAAUCACACCAUACCGACACACACGCUUGCACAGCUGCGCAACUGUUUGCCCUCCUCCCCUCCCUCUCCUGAUGCCGCACCUGCCACGCCAGCAGGCAGCACUCCCGCUUGUGUGAGUACGGCCGCAUCGAGGCUGACCUCCAUGCCUCCCUCGGCGCCUCCCCCCACACGCACCCCCUCCACCCGCGCCACGCCCGUCUUGACGGGCAGCCCGGCAGCCGUGUAGGUCUCCCUGUCCUGCUCCUUCAGCGCCGCUCCCAGGGAGCUCACUGUGUCGCUCGUCAAGAUUGACUGAGUGGAGCCCGUGUCGACCAGAAACCGCAGGUACUCCCCGUUGAGAAAGAGCUCGGUCGCCAGGUACUCCUUGGGCACUGACUCGGUGCCCCGCAUCCGCCGGAAUGGCAGCUGGAAGGCCUCGGUCUGUGUGGCCACCGCUGAACAGACGAGCCGUGUUGACGACCGGCUUCGAAGGGGUGUUGGCAGGGCGGCUCUUCUGCAUCGGAGGGAGAGUGCGGGGAAGGGCGAGUGGAGGAAGGCGGGGGACAGAUGUCCGUGGUGGACAUGGACAUCGGUGCGAUGAAUGGCGAUUGAUGGGAGGACGGCAAAGGGAAUCAGGAGGGCAGCAGCCAGCUGUGCAUGGCAGCGGUGCCUCCUCUCACGUGGAUCUGGCAUGGCGGACAGCAGUCUUGUCAGCAGACAGAACCAAUGAAAGAGAUCAGGAUUCGGGAAGGUCGAAUCAAGAGAUCUGGCAGAUGAUGCUGCUCGCUGCUGUACUCAAGACACUUCAGAGGGGAGAACAGCGGAC
Vitrella brassicaformis is the source of this 4467-nucleotide messenger RNA. Lineage: Eukaryota; Vitrellaceae. The record is from the annotation of a GenBank genome assembly.